AUGCCUCAGUCGUCAGCAACAUUGCAGUGGACAGGACAAGCGUCAAUGCCGAUCCAGACUUCUGCGCCAAGCGGGAGUUUCUUAUCGAUAAAUACGUCCCCGUAUAUGUCGGCGGUAGAUUCGUAUUCGAUAGUGAUAGCAGAUCAAUCGACUGGAAUAGGGCGACAAUCCAGUCAGCAACAGUCUAGUGCUGGAUCGAGUAUUUUUGGAGAAAGAUCUAGUUAUCUUGGGUCUUACAGAAGUCCGGGUUUUCAUGCUCCAGGUUUUCAAAGCCCAUUAUUCCAGGUUCUAGUAUUCCAUAACCAAGGCCAAACGAAUCAGGUUCCACCAAUGACUCCGGAAAUGAUGCAUCAAAGGUUUAUGGCAAUAGAACAUACUAUGGCUUCACAAGUGGAACGGUUUGAAAACGCUUUUCAGAGGUUAAUCGAUCAUAGUGCAAAUUCAGGGGGUGUUGGUUCCAGUGGAUUUGCAAUGACGGGAAGCAAUACGGCUGCAGGAACAACACAUGUGGAAGUACCACCGGUGAACAUGGUGAACAAUCUGUUGUACAAUGCUAUAUUUCAACCAUCUGUAAGGGAAAUUCCAAUACAACAUGUUGGAACAGGGUCAAACAAUAAUGGAUCACAAACUGUUGCAAAUAUGGCAGGUCGUGGGAUGCACAGCUGGUAUUACCCGUUGGUUCCAAGUCAACCCGCAUUCGUUCCGCCGCCAGGGAAUUUUACGUUUGACGGGCGUCAGUUAUCUCCAUUGUCUCCCCAAUAUGGUCCAGCAGUAAUGAUGUUUGGAACGCCAUGGGGACAGCAUAUGCCUUAUCAAGGAUAUCAAGCGCCAUGGCUAAUCACCUCAGAAGCACAGUAUUCGGGCACUGCAACAGGAAAUAUUAACCGUCCUGUGCCACCAGUAACAGGGAGUACUACUGCAACUGCAAAUUUGGUUGAUCCUCACAUACCUCAGGGGUCUGGCAUCGUCAAUGUUGGAAAUCGACACAAUCCCCAACAACAACGUAUUUGGGGUCAAAGAGGUGGUCGUCACCGAGUGGAUCUCGGUAAUGAAUUUCGACAAGAACUAGAUGCAACAGUGAACGAUAAUCAGCAACAAGAUUUUGAAGUAGGUGUUGAACAAACUUUAAAUGCUGAGAAAAUGUUUUCAAGGAUGGUAGAGGAUAUGGUCCGUAAAGAAUUAGGUGGAGAGAUUCCAGAGGUCCCAGGGAAGCCUUAUCUAGAUUUUGUUGAAUGGGAACCACUGCCGAGAAAUUUCAAGAUCCCUGAUUUCCAAACGUUCUCGGGAGAAGACGAGAAACGCCUUGAGGAUCACAUAAAUCUGUUUGAGUUGCAAUGCGGUUUAGUAAGCAAAAAUGCUUUGAUCAAGUUGCAUUUGUUCCCUUAUUCCUUAAAAGGGACUGCAUUCGAUUGGUAUAGAUUACUAUCGCCAGGGUCCAUUCCUUCAUGGGAUAUCCAGCAACGAGAAUUCUUAUCAUAUUUUCGCAAGGACACUGCACGAUUGUCAAUUGUUGAUUUGUCAAAGAUCUGGCAGAAGUUUGGAGAAACUGCAGAAGCAUACAUAAUUCGGUUCCGAGCACCGCCAGGAACUCCAGGACAAGCCAACGAAGCUAAUAUCGGACGAGUAUAUUCCUUCGACAUCUCUCAGCAAGAGGCCAUCUUUGAUGAUUUGUUUAAGAAGGGCCAUAUGCAGUACAAGCAAGGAUACCGACAACCAAAGCCAGCAGAUGUUGCGGGGAAGACCUAUUGCAAGUAUCAUAUGUCAUGGACUCAUACCAUAAAUGAUUGUGUAGUAUUCCGUAACAAGCUUCAGAAGAUGAUAGAUGAUGAGAAGCCUACUGGUAAUAUCAGGGUUGUUAGACACUACCAUGGUCAGGAUAGCCGGCCAUCAGGCUGGCAACGGGUUAAAAGGCCAGUGCCACAGAGUAAUGUUGCACCCAAGGCAGUUAGAGCAGCGCCUACCCAUGAUAAAGAAUGGCAUCUUGUGAGUCACCCAAAAUUUCCCAGUCAAGCGUUAACAGGAACAAAGAUGACUAGGACUCAAAAAUGUCGAUGGCAACGGGUUUUGAAUAAGCGAACAAGAGUAGAAAUAGAAAAGGAGCACGUACUUGAGAGGAUUAAAUCACUAGUCCGGCAAGAGAGGCCAAUAAUCAGGUUUUCAGGACAAGAAGAAAGACGAUCGCAAUUGUGGGAAAAGUCAUAUAUUUAUUUCCUGCCAGUAAACAUGGUGUACACAUUGCCGAAGUCUUUCUGUUUGAAGACUCCUACGUCUACAACAGCCCUAGUUCCUAAAACUGUUGCAACCCAAGUAGUGCUCCCUGAAGCAACCUCAUUUGUAACGAAACCAUAUGACACUACGGUUAGUGGGAUUCAAUUAUUGUCACAGGAAGGAAAGAAUCCAGUUAUUAUGCUUUCCCAACCAGUAGAGAGUUCUGCUUCUCAUAUUCGGCCGUUGUAUAUUUGCGCGGUUAUGGAUGGAAUCCCAUUACUGCGUGUGUUGGUGGAUAAUGUCGCAGCUAUAAAUAUUCUUCCUUUAAGGGCUUUACCUAAGCUAGGUAAGCAAUUAAAAGACUUGGUGCCCACUGAAAUUUUCAUGAGUGGAUUUACAGCAGAUGUCACGAGUACCAAAGACGAGUUAGAUGGUGAACUGUUAAAAGCAAGGGAGAAGCAGAAAGCAAUCAGGCUUGUAUUGCAGUAUUUUGAAGAUGAACGCCGACAGAAGGCUGAAAUGCCUACAAUGAAGAAUUUAAUGGAUAGAAAUGAUGACAUUAUGUCCAAGUAUGCUGCGGUUGGUGAUAUCAUUGCAUCUCAAUUUCAACAUAUUGAAUUCUACAAUGUUGAGAGAGAAUUCAAUGAUGAUGCCAAUGACAUAGCGCAGUUAGCCUGGGGAGUUAAUCAGCAGUUUCCUUUGGAUUCAGCAGACUAUGCAACAGUUAUGCAAGUUGAUCAAGAGAGGUUGUCUCAUAGCCGAAACUCAGCAACAGCUAAUAUUAUCCACCGGAAGGCUGGAAUUAUCCGUGCUUACAACAAAUUUGUUCGGUACAAAUACUUCAAUGUUGGUACUAAGGUAUGGAAAGCAGUUUUGCCUUUAGGGUACAAAGAUCGUACUUAUGGUAAAUAG
Molecule: messenger RNA, 3120 nt
Organism: Oldenlandia corymbosa var. corymbosa
Lineage: Eukaryota; Viridiplantae; Streptophyta; Magnoliopsida; Gentianales; Rubiaceae
Source: the annotation of a GenBank genome assembly